AUGAAAGUUCCGGGACAGCCGUCAGCCAGCCCGCCGGGCCCCUCGGGCCAGCCACACGCGCCCGGCGGCCCGGAGCUGAUGGAUUUGACGGUCUACGGGGACCACCUGAACUUCUACCAGCCGGGGCUGCCCCAGCACCCUCACGGGCCGUCGAGGGUUCCCUCGGCGGCCUCCGCCGCCUUCGGGCUGUCUGAGUACGGCGGGGCGGGGGCCAACCCCUACCUGUGGCUCAAUGGGCCGGGCCUCGGGCAGCCCUCCUACCUGCCGGGCUUCGGCGGCCCCGGCCAGCGCCCCUUCCUUCCCGCUUCGCCCGGCCUCGGGCCGCCGGCCGCGGCGGCGGAGCUCUCCUGGUUGUCGCUGUCCAACCAGCAGGAGCUGCUGAAGAUAAUGCGGCCGCCCUACUCGUACUCGGCGCUCAUCGCCAUGGCCAUCGAGAACGCGCCUGGCAAGAAGCUGACCUUGAGCCAGAUCUACCAGUACGUGGAGGGCACCUUCCCCUUCUACAAGAAGAGCAAGGCCGGCUGGCAGAACUCCAUUCGCCACAACCUGUCCCUCAACGACUGCUUCAAGAAGGUGCCCCGCGACGACGACGACCCUGGGAAAGGAAAUUACUGGACCUUGGACCCAAAUUGUGAGAAAAUGUUUGAUCACGGAAACUUCCGCAGAAAGAGGAAAAGACGAGGAGACUCCAAUGGGACGGGGACACCGGGAGCCGUCUCUAAGUCUGAAGACGGUAGCUCCGGGACCCUCAAAAACCCAGUGGAGAACCCCAGCCUCACAGACUCCACCUCCCCAGAACUGCUCAGCUCAGCCAGCACCGGGACUGAAUCCAAGCCCUCCUUACUAGCUAGGGAGGCCAGCCCGUGUUUCUCCAGCUUCACUUCCACCAUGGGAGCCCUGGCUAAUGGCAGUGGCGUCUUCCCCAGGCACCUCCCAGAAGCAGGAGGUAGACCAGUGGGGGACUUGGCUCUGGCAAGGCAAGCGAACUCUGGCCUCAGCUCCUACCCAACUUGCUCCAACAUGGUCCACGGCGCGGAACUUGGCCCCCAGACUCAGGCCCCACCCGUGAAUGGUCACACCGCCAGCUUCCACAACUACCCCGUCAACAACUUGAUCUACAGAGGAGAAGGGACUGAGAUUUAG
Messenger RNA from Antechinus flavipes (yellow-footed antechinus), 1143 nucleotides. It is a transcript of the gene FOXI2, whose product is annotated as forkhead box I2. The record is from RefSeq and is a predicted model, not a curated record. NCBI's taxonomy places the organism in Eukaryota, Metazoa, Chordata, Mammalia, Dasyuromorphia, Dasyuridae. Bases 1 to 1143 code for a protein of 380 amino acids. The transcript is spliced from 2 exons. Gene Ontology annotation, biological process: cell differentiation; anatomical structure morphogenesis; regulation of transcription by RNA polymerase II. Gene Ontology annotation, molecular function: DNA-binding transcription factor activity, RNA polymerase II-specific; RNA polymerase II cis-regulatory region sequence-specific DNA binding.